CUAGUCUGCACAGUGAGUUCCAGGACAGCCAGGGCUCCCGUACCUUUGAGGGAGUCACUUCCCUGUGUUGGUGUUACAAUGUAGCCACUUAGCAAACAAGAGAUGGAGCUACAGAAAUUCAUCCUUCACUACAGAGACAAUGUAACACAGAGGCACUCUUCUUGAUGGAUCUACAUCCCCCACCACCUCCUGGCACAGCAUCCUCAGCCAAGCCAUGCAAUCUCUUCAUGUCUUCACCUGCCCAGUGGACCACAGCAUCCUCUCGGUACCACUGAAGAACCCCUAGUGUAACUGCAACCCAGGGAGGGCUUCUGAACCUGAACAAGAUGGUCAACCACAUGACGGGGAAGAAAGCCGCCUUCAACUACUGGCCCUAUGGCUGUCACUGUGGACUUGGUGGCAAAGGACAACCCAAAGAUGCCACAGACUGGUGCUGUCAAAAACAUGAUUGUUGCUAUGCCCACCUGAAGACUGAUGGAUGCAGGAGCCUGACAGACAAUUACAAAUACAGCAUUUCUCAGGGCGUUAUCCAGUGCUCUGACAGAGGGAGCUGGUGUGAAAGGCAACUGUGUGCUUGUGACAAGGAGGUGGCCUUGUGCCUGAAGCAAAACCUGGACAGCUUCAACAAGCGCCUGCGUUACUACUGGCGGCCCCACUGCAAAGGAAAGACUCCCACAUGCUAGGGGAGUCCACUCUGUCCGCCCUCCUCCCCCCGGAUUCCACCCUGUUCCGCUGCAUCUCAAACAUUAAAGUCCUGCAAGUUGCUGCCUCCCACCCUGGUGUCUAGUCUCCUGGACCAGUUGGGUUUUAAAGUCCUCUUUGCAAAAGGGCCUUGAGGACCUCCUCUUGGUGCCUCUCUGCUGUAAAGAACCUUUUUUGAUCUUUCUAUCCCUUCAAACUCUGGUCUUUCUGGGCCUAGGAAAAACCUCACAUAUGUGUUCAGAGCCCAGCCCUCUGGCCCCGUGUUCUUCUCCCCAACUAAACUGUGAGGUCUUCCAGGUUGAGCCCUGCCCCAUCUCAGAUGCAGUGGUACCCUGAUGUCUAGUCUCCGAGAACCAAGCCCAUCAUGGGCUCCAACAACAACAGGACUUAAGGGUGUGGGAAGCUGCAGUCUUGUUGCUAUGGAUGCCGAAGCUUGACCUGCUGUUUCUUGUCUAUUGUGCUUUCUCUAGGAUCUCUUGCUGCAGUGAGAUAAAGUUCAGGCUCAGGGCCCUCCUUUGGAAACCUCUCCUGGCUAGCCCUUCUCCCCAGCACUAAGCACAUCAUUGUGCUGGACUGUCUGGGUGGUAUAACACCCCACAUUUCUCCUGAGACCAGGGUAAUGAGAUGUUCCCGUACUUUGUCUCAUCCCAGGCCUGGUUUCUUUCUUUGGAAACUUUCUCCAAAGAGCCCUCUCCAUAAACAACUUUCACAAGAGCCCCUGACUAAGGCUCCACCUCUGGGGAAACACAUUGUAGCAACAUUUAUAAAUUCUAUGACCUCUCUCCCUCCCAGAACUUACAUACCUCAGAACUUUCCUUAGAUGCUACAGCUAAGGAAAGUGUUCAUUAGUGGCAGACUCAGGAGCCAGAAUCCUUGGAAGAUUCCCAUAUGAACAAGGACGGUGGGGCUAGGGUUUGGGGGAUGGCUUUGCUGGGUAUCCUUUUUGGCUCAAACUGACCCAGCCUACCUUCAUCCCUGCAGCUAUCAGCAUUGAAGGGACUCUGGCCAGCCUAGACCUGGCAAACAUAGCUCUGGCAGGCCUUCCCCCUCUUCCCCAUUCCCUCUGCAGUGCUAAAAAACCAUUAGAUCAUAUUCCUAAAGCUAGCCCCUAAAGUCGCUUCCCUUAUUUGGCCAAUUCCUCCUCCUGAGGUUGACCACCAAGGUCUAGCUAUCAAAGUAUUGAAGUCCAGCAAUCAAAAGCCCCCUUUUGAUGCCCAAUCAAAACAUCCCAUGGCACCUCGCCCAUUCUAACACAGACUUCCGCUUUCCUGUUUCUUAUAAAUUACACCUGCAAGGUCGUUUGCUGAUGUUUUUCUGUCUGACUCAGAAAACAGCCACUUUAACUUUUCUUCCCCGCUUAAUAAAAGCUCUCUCUGUGAAAACA
This is a messenger RNA of Grammomys surdaster, 2086 nucleotides long. It is a transcript of the gene Pla2g2d, whose product is annotated as phospholipase A2 group IID. Lineage: Eukaryota; Metazoa; Chordata; Mammalia; Rodentia; Muridae. Gene Ontology annotation, molecular function: calcium ion binding; phospholipid binding. The coding region runs from base 327 to 683 and encodes 118 amino acids. The transcript is spliced from 4 exons. Gene Ontology annotation, biological process: phospholipid metabolic process; lipid catabolic process; negative regulation of T cell proliferation. The record is from RefSeq and is a predicted model, not a curated record.